This is a messenger RNA of Camellia sinensis, 1737 nucleotides long. Its product is annotated as hydroquinone glucosyltransferase. The record is from RefSeq and is a predicted model, not a curated record. Gene Ontology annotation, molecular function: UDP-glycosyltransferase activity. NCBI's taxonomy places the organism in Eukaryota, Viridiplantae, Streptophyta, Magnoliopsida, Ericales, Theaceae.
GUCUCCAGUCUUUGCUUUGCACUCACUCACAUCUUCACAAUGGAAACUACAACCAGCAACAAGCACAAGCCUCACAUAGCCAUCUUCCCCUCCCCAGGAAUGGGUCAUCUCAUCCCACUCGCCGAGUUCGCGAAGCAACUCGUCUUUUCCCACCACUUCUCCGUCAGCUUUAUCGUUCCUAACUUCGGCUUUCCCAUCAAAUCCCAGAAAUCUUUUCUCGAUUCGCUGCCUGAACCCAUUACCGCCGUCUAUCUUCCUCCUCCGGUCAUCUCCAACGAUCUCUCGGGCAGUCUCAAUCCCGCAACCCUAGUCACAACCGGCAUGACUCGGUGCGUCCAGGGUCUCCGUGACUCACUCAAGACCUUAACUGAGUCAACCCGCCUCGUAGCCUUGGUGGUUGAUGCGGUUGGCACUGACGCCUUCGAUUUAACGGAAGAGUUGGGUAUUUUACGGUACGUUUUCGCACCUUUCUGUGCAAUGUCACUAUCUCUUUUUUUUCACUUGUCCAAGCUUGACGAAACGGGUAUUAAAGACUACAAAGAUUUACCCGACCCGAUUGAAAUACCGGGUUGCAUUCCUAUUCGCCCGACAGCAUUGCCCGGUGUGAUUCAGGAUUCAAACAGUGAGUUCUAUAAAUUGUUUCUUUACCAUGCCAAAAGGUACUACUUGGCUGAUGGGAUUAUCGUCAAUAGUUUCAUAGACUUGGAACCGGGUGCUUUUAAGGUUUUAAUGGAGGACGGGUCGGGUAAACCACCAUUUUAUCCGAUUGGACCUCUGUUACAAACCGGUCCCACAAUUGAUGAUGGGACCCUUUGCUUGACAUGGCUCGAUAAACAGCCACGUGGCUCAGUCCUAUUUGUUUGCUUUGGGAGCAGUGGGACCAUUUCUCAGGAGCAGCUAACUGAACUAGCAUUGGGUUUGGAGAUGAGUGAACAAAAAUUCAUCUGGGUUGUUAGGAUCCCAGCUAAGAAUGCUGCAAAUGGUGUGUACUACAAUGCACAAAGCAAUAAAGAGGAAGACCCUUUUGAUUUCUUGCCCAAUGGGUUCAUGGAGAGGACAAUAACAAGAGGGUUGGGUCUAUUGGUGAAAUCAUGGGCUCCACAGGUUCAGAUCUUGAGCCAUGGCUCAACCGGGGGGUUCAUUAGUCACUGUGGAUGGAACUCAACCAUAGAGAGCUUAACCCAUGGAGUGCCUUUAAUUGCUUGGCCACUCUACGCAGAGCAAGAAAUGAUUAAGCUAAUGCUAACCCAAGAUUUGAAAGUCGCAUUAACACCAAAGAAGAAUGAAAAUGGCAUGGUUGGGAGGGAAGAAAUUGCAAAAUGUGUGAGGGAUCUUAUUGUAGGAGAAGAAGGGAAAUUGCUUCGGAAGAAGACGACGGAAUUGAAAGAUGCUGCUGCCAUGGCCACAAGUGAACAUGGAUCAUCUACAAAGUCGCUUGCUCAGCUCAUUCAAAUUUUUGAAAACCACAAUGUUUUGCCUCUUAAAAAAUGAAGUUAUUAGUUAAUUAUAUUAAAAGUGUUAUGAAUCAGAAUUAAAAUAAUUAUUUAAAUGUAUUGUAUUGAUUUAAACUUAGUGCGACGGGAGUCACACAUAAUAAAUCAUAUUUACGCAUUUGAAAUUAAUUUCUUUCCCUUUUUUUAUUAUUUUUUUUCAGCAUUGUCGGAGAUCUGGGUUGUUUGAGAUGCCUUAAAUAAGUGUACUUUUUGACUUUUUAUGAAAUAUGGAUUAGAUAUGAAA